GGAAAACUGAAAGGGCUCAACAUAAAUCUCUGUCAAUGUUUAAAAUUAGCUGUUAGAAAGGCAUUUCAAUUAGGCAAUUGAUUAGGUUAGAAAUUUAAUUCGUACAUAGCUGAAGUGGCCGCAAUAUGGCCAGCAUCUUGUGCCGCGAGAAGGAGCUCUGCAAAAUGAAUCAGGAACUGAAUCUGCUGGCGCUGCAGCCGGCCGAGGAGGACAAUCGCUUUGGCACCUAUCACAAGCAAAAAGGCCCCAGCACGCUGCUAAAGAAAAGCAAACAAACGAGUGCCAGUCCAAAGGUGAGACCACUCAGAUCCUCGGCCACUACGCCCACGCCACAGACGCCGCCAACGCCCACGCUGCUGAGCAAGGCAAAGGUGCCGGAUUGGCGUCUGGGCAACGACUGGAAGCAGGGCAAGGCGGCGCACAGCAAGCAGAAGAGCAGCACAUUUACCCGCGGCGUUAGUCACAAGACAGCGACGGCGACAUACGUCAAGUAUCAUAAUCCAAAUUUUACGCAAAGUCCAUCGCUGGAUUUGCUGCUGCGCAAUGAGGAAACAACAACGACCACAACAAUGCAAGCGGUUGAAGUUGCAUUGCCGGCGCAGACACGUGAGAGCACCACUGUGGUCAGUGGUCAAUCCAAAAAGCAGCUCACACAGGAUAAUUUUAUAAGAUUUCUAAAGGCUAAGGUGGGCAUACUAGAGGAGGAUCAUCAGCAGCUAAGCGUUGAGAUGAGCCAGCAGAAGGAGCGGCUGGAGGAGACCAUCGAUGCGCUGCACAAGGCGGAAACACGUCGCGAUCAGGCGCUCAGCUCCAAUGCUAAGUUGUCUGAGCAGCUGCAGCGUCUGGAGCAACAGGCGGAGGAGCUGUUGUGCCAACAGAAGCAGCGACAGCAAGAGCAGAGCGGCCAACAGCGCGAAGUGGAGCUGCUGCGUCGCGAAAACAAACUGCUGAAGCAAACCAAUAACAAUCUGGAGAAUCGCGUUGCACGCGCACAAGACGAAACGGAGUCAGUGCGUCAAACGCUGAGUCAACAGCAGGAGGCGCUGCGUGAGCAGCAAACGGCGCAGCACAAGGAACUCAAAGUGCGCGAUCAACGCAUUAAAGCGCUGAAAAGACAACGCGCCGAUUUAUUAAAUGCCUACAAAAAGCAGCUCUAUAUGAUAGACAAUCUGAAGCGUCAAACGGGCUGCAUGGAACAGGCCGUGGCCAUAGGCUUUGGCGAGAAGGAGUUCAACAAGGUGCUCGAGUGGCAUACGCCCAGCAAAAAUGGCAAAUUGUAAAGCCAAAGACCAAAUUAAUAUUGCUGUCUUUUUCUUUUAAUAUGCGCUUGUAAUAUAGUCUAUUAAAUUUUUUAUAUUAGAACGAA
Drosophila busckii is the source of this 1366-nucleotide messenger RNA. Its product is annotated as testis-expressed protein 9. The record is from RefSeq and is a predicted model, not a curated record. NCBI's taxonomy places the organism in Eukaryota, Metazoa, Arthropoda, Insecta, Diptera, Drosophilidae. The coding region runs from base 126 to 1280 and encodes 384 amino acids. The transcript has a single exon.